AUGCCUCAGGUGGCGUCGGGGGCAACCACCCAGGUGGACAACCUUUGGAUAAAGCUGGUGGACACCAUGAGGUGGGAGGAAGUGUGGGCUUUCCGGUUUCGGGUCUGCUACCGCAACCGUGGCUUUGCUGAGGGGCUCGGAGGGCUGGAGAUUCCACAUCAUUUCGAGUUCAACUUUCGAGUAUUUGGCAUCUUCUAUGGUUUGGAGAAUCGGUGUACAGAGUACCAGCGCUUCCAGGACCAACCCUCCGAACCUGGCGAGGUAUGCCAGCCCAAUGUCUCCAACUGCGCGCCCGGCCAGUUCGGUAACAAACCCACUCUGCCGGAACCCUACCGCACGGAGUACGGGCAAUCUGCCGCUGGGGAGCCUAUGCAGGGAAGACCUGCCAUGGCACUCACAGGACCUUAUGGCCAGCCGGGAGGAUGCCAGCAGCCUGGAUAUGGCCAGUUCGACCAGAAUGCCAGUGCACAGACCCAAUGCAAGGAUGGGCCUUACACGCAGACUGAGGGCCUGAGCUGCGGUAUGAAGAUGGCUGGGGCAGCUGCAGGUGGAUUGGCCCUUGGUGCAGGCGUGGCCUCUGCUGCCGAGCACGCAAGAGAUGUCGGGCGCCCUGCCGGCGAGGCAGCGCAUGGCGUGGAAGAGUUCGUAGAGAGCGUCUUUUGA
This is a messenger RNA of Symbiodinium pilosum, 663 nucleotides long. Lineage: Eukaryota; Dinophyceae; Suessiales; Symbiodiniaceae. The record is from the annotation of a GenBank genome assembly.